UAUUAGACGAUCACUGACUGUAUAUAAAGACGAUCACUGACUGUAUAUAAAGACGAUCAGCUGCAAACGUGAAGCUAAAUUAUCUCGGGUGCGUGCACCGCCAUCUUUCUUGCAGGAGACGUCAAAUUGUCGUUUGUAGCUUAGCAUUAGCUUCCUACUUCUGUCGAUUGUACUUUCGGCCUCAAACAUCACGAGAAUUAACAUCUUCAUUUGUGAAUUUCAUCUCUGAACAAAACGCAUCACAUUCAUUUUCAGGGGGCAGAAUCUCACGGUCACCGCGGCGACCCCAGCGUCCCACUGAAACGCGCUCUGUUUUGAGCGGGACGUUUAGUUUGUCUGCCAGCGUCACAAGGACACGUUGUUCGAUGCCGUCAGUCGCACGCUCUGAUGCCCACUGAGCCGGUCCACCGCUUCACUUCAUCAUGAGCCGUUAAAUCCACGGAAUCCACCUUUAAUCACAGAGUGUAACCAACAGGAGCUGAACGGAGAGCUGAGGCUGCAGAGUGUGUGUGUGGGGUGGAAACUCUGAGUCCUCCACAUUUGGUCGACUUUGAGAGACCGUGUCUCCCGUGACGUCACACGACCCUCCUCCUCCCCCCGGGACCCUGGGACACCAGCAGCAGCAGCAGCAGCAGCAGGAGGAGGAGGAGGAGGAGGAGGAGGAGGAGGAGGACAGACCGCAGCGGCGGAGCGCAGGCAGCCGGACGUCAGACGCGCUCUCCUCCACUGCGCCGCCGUCAUGUUGGACUCUCUCUCCUUCCUGCUGGAGGAACUCUUCCUGCUGGCGCACGUCAAGCUGCCCAGCCUGCCGCCUCCUCUGGGCGGAGGGCGCGCGGAGCCGCCGCCGGUGUCGCGGCGCUGCGACCGGGACGACGCGGCGCCGCAGCCCGUCGGAGCCGCGCACAAGUUCCAGCGCGGGGACCUGCUCGAGGUGCCGCGCACGCUCUUCACGCACUUCGGCAUCUACCUGGGCGACGGGCGGGUGGCGCACCUCAUCCCGGACGCGCUGCCGCUGCUGACCGCCGACGGCCGCCGCGUCCAGCGGAUGGUGACCAACGCGCGGCUGCUGCUCGGGGUGAUCUGCAAGCGCGCCAGCAUCCGCGUGGACUCGGUGGAGGACUUCGCGUACGGCGCCGGGAUCCUGCUGAACGCCGCGGACCGUGCGUCGGCGGCGGCGCGCCGCAGCCCGCUGCCCGGGGAGGAGGUGGCGCGGCGGGCGGAGCGGCUCGUCGGCGCCGUGUCCUACAGCCUCCUGUGGAACAACUGCGAGCACUUCGUCACCUACUGCCGCUACGGGAGCGCGCAGAGCCUGCAGACCGACCAGUUCUGUGAGUGGCUGAAGUCGCUGAUCCGGGACCAGCGCACCGUCGUCCUGGCGACGCUGCUGGGCCUCCUGUCCACGGUGUGUUGGGGCGUAUCCCCCGGCACCGCCCUGCCCGCCCUCCUCGUCCCCUUCACCCUGUGGAUGGCGAGCUAGACGCCUUCAGGGGCGAACAUGGAAAACCGGCGGAGAUCGACCGCGUUUCUUUCUUCUUUUCUUUAUUUCCUGACUGGUUUGUGCGCUUAGAAUGAACAGAAGAAGAAGAAGAAGAAUUAGUUAAUCGAUAGCAUUAGCAGCGUUAGCGACCAGCAUAGUACUGAUAGAUGAUGAGAAGUCGAGAUGAAGAAAAACAGCCGACGCGUCUGUGUUUUGUUGGAGGUGAUGAUACUUCAUCUGAAUUCAGAAUUCAAAGAACCAAAGAUCUUUUUUUUUAUCCCCACGCACAUAAUGUCAAACAUGUUAAAGUUUCUUGAAACACUUCACAGGUAGAUUUGGUCCAGAUCGGUCGUCCGAUCCAAUCAGGUCCGUUUGUUUUUCAUCUAAAACUGAAAAUCUUCCGUUAAAAAAAAAGGAAAUUUGAUUCCGAUUUUGAAUCACGUUUGUACGUGUGAGUCCAUGUUGAUGAAGUCGAUUAUCUGUGGUGGAAUAUUCCACAAAAUGAUUGUUGGGAAAAAAAAAGGGUGAAAAAGAAAAGUUCCUUCUCGUCUCUGAUCCAGAAAACAUUGAUGCGAUCUUUAAUUUUGGUGUUUUGAAUGAAAUAUCCAAUAUUCACGGUCUCAUACAUCUGGAAUAACUUUUUUUUCUCUUUUUUUUACCCCGAAAAGACUCAAAGUGAAUGUAAAAAAAACCCUCAACUAUUCGAGAAGCUCAAAAAAUCCAAAUAUGAAGGAGAAAAUCAUGCGGAUGGAAGUGAAGCUGGUUUCAUUUGACGACAGCAAUAAUCAUUACAUCAUCUGCAAUCUUUUUUCUACAACCCUGUCACUUUUGUGACGUCACUGCUUCGCUCAGCGGUGGAAACUCAAAGUCAGUGGCGGCCAUCUUGGCCUUGACACCACAGUAAGAAUACCACGUGUCUUUUACCUUGUGUCCAUUUCAGCCCCUGAAGCUCUUCUGUAAAUAUCUGUAAAUAUCCGUCUCAAACGUUUUGUACAGAAUGUAAUUUCUUUUUUUACGACGCUGUCACACUUUUCUACUGUGUGUUUUUAAAGAUGUAAAUAAAGGAAGUGGAAGUAGA
Messenger RNA from Scophthalmus maximus (turbot), 2555 nucleotides. RefSeq names its product lecithin retinol acyltransferase-like. The record is from RefSeq and is a predicted model, not a curated record. The transcript is spliced from 3 exons. Gene Ontology annotation, biological process: retinol metabolic process. Gene Ontology annotation, molecular function: phosphatidylcholine-retinol O-acyltransferase activity. NCBI's taxonomy places the organism in Eukaryota, Metazoa, Chordata, Actinopteri, Pleuronectiformes, Scophthalmidae. The coding region runs from base 740 to 1477 and encodes 245 amino acids.